CCUUUUUUUAUGACUGCAUGGCUCGGGGUCUUUCAUUGACGCGAAAGAAGGAUGCACUCCAAUGGGACAUGGAGGGGGGGAUGAUGACGCAGCCAUCCGCCUCCCUCUCCUCCCCCCCCUCACCCCACCCUAUUCCACCCCCUACCUACGUGACAAGAGAAAAAGGCAAGCCUUUUCGGAUUCAUGGAUAAAAAACCGAGGGGGAGCUAAGUUUACAGGACGCAGGAAAAGUUCUCCGCAGACUAAUGCCCAUGACCGAGAAGACGUGAAAAUCCCCGAGAACUGAGCUGCAGAAGAAAACUAAAGAAGAGCUUCAUAUAAGGAACAGAGGAAGAGGAGAGGAAGGAGGAGAGAGGACGAGAGAGAGGGGGACUGAGAAAGAGAUCCUAUCUCACUCUCCCAGUCGAGGUUUGAAGCGGAUCGUGUCUUGAAACUGGUGAGGAGAAGCACUUUUUACGCAGCGUAAUAGUGGAGAGCGUGUGAGUGUUGUUAGAUUUAAACUUUAAGAAACACAAAGAUAAGAUUUGUAAGAAACUAAAAAUCACAGUUUGGAAGAGAAGCCACUUGAAUUCAGCUGAUUGUUGUUGUUUUACGCACCUGUGAACUCACUCCUUGUUUCUCUUUUGCAGCAGGACAAUGUCUAGUAAAGCGACUUUAGCCUUACUCAUCUAUGGACUCAUAAUGCAUUACAGCGUCCACUGCUCACCUGUGGGGCUUAGCUUUCCCAGUGUUAGGUAUGUACAUCCUUAUUUUCACUACUGGCUUAUGAUUUAUAACGCAUGGCACAGCAGGGCACAGGCUCAAAACCAUACCUACCUUAGAGUUUGUUAUGUCUUUAGUCAUAAAAGCUUAUUGGAUUACCGGAGAACAGAUCCAUAGGGCUGCUCGCUCAGAGAUAAUUGCGGGGGAACAUUCACCAGGGAGCGGUUGUAAGGUCAUUUAGGCUGGACAGGCAUUGAAGCAGUGUGUCAAUGUGUCCUGCAGCCAUUAACUCAUCGAUUUAUUCGAUUGGAUAAUUAAUUGGGGGGACAAUUUUGGCAGCAAAUUGCGCGUUUUAAACAAAAGUAUUUUGAAGUUAACUGUGGAUGUGACUUGUGAUAAAAUUUCUGAUGUGCAGUUAUGAGGAAUGAAGCUUAAAAGUUACUAAAACGAUGAUUUCAGUUUGUAGUCUCAUUCUCAGAGUUGUAAAUUGAUGCCUGUUCGUUCCAGACUGGACAGUGAGGUUUACGAUGAGGAUGGGAACUCUUUACCAUCGCUGGAUUACGACAGAGACCAAAUGGAAGUGAGGAGCGCUCCGUCUGUGGCUGAAGAUGUCUACUCUUUGUAUUUUCCUCAAGAGAAAAGGUGAGCUUCAUCAUCCUCCUCCUCAUCAUCAUCAGCUCCAUUUUAACCAAACUUUUAUUUUGAAAUAUCUUUGUUGAACGUCUCAUCAACUGUAGUCCAAUAUUUCUGUCUGUACGUCGAGCGUUUUGUCCGGAAUGUAUCGUCGAAAUGUUGUCGAAAACUUUGGACACUGUUGGUUUUUACGCGUUUUUAUUAUUUCACUAAAUUUAGGCCUUUUAUGUUGUAGCUGUAUUCUUAAGGGAGCUUAGUAGAUUAUGUUAGGAUGGGCAUGCGGAAACACCUUUACACAGAUAAAAUGAAAAACCAAAUAGGUGCAAAACUCUUAAUUUGACAUUUAGAACAAAUUCUUGAAAUAUUCAUCGACGUUAUAGGAUUUUUAGAAAAGGAGGCGAAAUAUUCCAGCUAUUUAAUUUCAAGAAAAUGCAAAAAAAGGAAAGAAAAUUUUAAAAUUUCCAAAUCUAUCCAGUUAAAAUUGUCUUAAGAGACCAUUUUUACGCCUCUACUUGAAUUCAUGGGUAUUUUUUUGCAGUGCAGCUACUUGUAAAUGUUGCUCUUGCGCUGGGUGUGUAGUGACUUUACUGUGUGGCUAUUAUCUAUCAUCCCAGAACGGAAAGGCAUGCAGACGGCAUGUUUAAUAAAGCCUACAGGAAAGCGCUGGGUCAGUUAUCAGCCAGGAAAUAUCUUCAUUCUCUGAUGGCAAAGCGUGUAGGGUAAGAACUCCUUUAUUUGUCGUCCUUUUCUUCUUUGCUGUUUUCUGUCCUUUGUGUGCUUUUUCUUUGGAUUGAUCCUUUAGGUGCUCAUACUUCACGCUGUUGUACAUACUGUGUGUGUUAGUGUUUGUGUGGUCCCAUUAAUUCCCAGCAUGCAACUAAAUCUGCUGUAAAAUCAUCAAAGGGAGCAGGAAAGGGCACCUGAUUGAUUGGGAAGUGGUGUUUUCUGUGCCCAGUGCUGCGACUGUAAGGCACAGGGGGCAGAAUUAGCCUACAAAAGCUUAGAUUUAUUUGCUUAUGAAUUAUGCAAAGGAUGCAGUCCCAGUGGUUCUAGGUGAAAAGAGGGUUGAGGGUGAUAAUUCAAUUAGUCUUGUCUUUAGUUAAACCUUUUACACCUUUUGCAGGUUGGAAAUAUGAGCCAAAUUGGACUGAAAUUGGCUAAACUUAAAAAGAUGGUUCUGGAUUGGAGGGUUACUUUUUUAAAGAGUCUGAUUAUCGAGGAAAAAUGUCUCUUAAUUUCUCACUUGGUUCCUUUCAGAUCUAUUUUAGCGUCAUCAUCUUGGCACUACACCCAUUUUCAGACACGGAAAAACCAUAAAACACACUCACAGGGAGAAGUGAAAGAUGAAAUCUGAUUGGUUCUGCUAAAAAUCUCCAAAUUAGAGCCACACAUUGGGUCGGAACAGAUUUAGGUUGACUGUUUUCUCCUGAGUUUUGAGUCAGAAGGCUCAUCAUCCUAACUCUACAGGUUUACAAACACACUCGGAGGCGAAAAUAAAAUGGUGAAAUGUUGGUUGUUUCCACAAAAAAAUGAAUCCUAACAGAAUUAGAGAGACUGAUUUUCCUGUUCGGUUUACUCAGCUUGAGUACAGGUUCACCAACUCUGCAUCACAGGUUUUAUAUCUUUAUGUAAACCAUGAAAAUGCACUCACAUGCUGAAAAUCUUUGGACUAAGGGUGCAGAUUUGCUCAUUACAAAGUAGGUGUUAUCUGAUUUUGCAGUUUUCAGGGUGUCCAUGCUCGUCUCCUCUGCUCCACAGGCUGUUCAUACACACUAACUGUGAGUGUGAGUGUAUCAGUGUAACGCUGCUCAAACCUCUCCUCUCCUCUCCUCUCUCACAGCGCGGGGAAAACGCUGGACGACAGCUCGGAGCCUCUAUCCAAGCGACACUCAGACGGGAUCUUCACAGACAGCUACAGCCGCUACCGAAAGCAAAUGGCCGUCAAGAAAUACCUGGCAGCCGUCCUGGGGAAAAGGUAUAGACAGAGAAUUAGAAACAAAGGACGCCGACAGGCAUAUUUGUAGCAUCCUCCCCCUCUCUCUCCUGACAAACAGAAAACUUACAUACGUGCAGCCCCAGGUGAAGUCAUUCUGAUCUGAACAAUCAGUGGAUCGCUUUUGUGUUAUCAAACAUGUAUUUAUGUAUGAAGUAAGCCAUUAAAAUGAAUAUUUUGAUAAUAAUAUUGUUUUUAUUUUUUACUUAAAAGCACUUGAGGACACACAUAUCUACUUUGUGGACCAAUUUUUUUGUUCAUUCAAAAAGCAGAAGAUAGCCUCUAUUUAUGUAUCCAUUGAUUGAUUUUUUUUAGACUUAUUUAAGAGGGGAGACAGUUGUUCCCAUGACGAUCUGCACCAACAGCCCUGUCUUUUAAACAUUCAGUGAAGAGAUACGAUUGUGAGGAAAAUAAAUAGUUUAAAAGACAAUCAAUGUAUGUGAAUGCUGCUUUUUGUAAAGUGACAUUAAGAGUUUAGUUGUCUCUAUUCACAACAGCCUUGAAGACAUAGGUUUUCACCCAAUCCUACAAGACAUAGACUUUGAUGCCCUCCCGGACGGGGAUGAGUUUGAGGCUUUUAUGGGAGAAUGGCUGAAACAGUUCUCUCCCGAAUUUCCGGUGAGUGAAGGCUGGCGCCGAAACCUGGCAAGGGGGGGGCGCCUCAUGUCCCUCUGUUUCUCCUCCUCCUCUCCACCUUUAACUCUUGUGAUCUUGCUCCAAACACUGAAACCCGACUCUUCUUCCACCUCAUUUGUGCUCCUGUCUCUCUCUAGAGUCUCACAGAUUUGAACCUUUAACCCCACCUAGUCCUAGUGAGCAGAACACCUGAGACACAUAUAUACAAAACAUAUCAUUCAUUAUUGACGAAAAAAGAAAGUUCGCAUUUAUCAGCAUCAUAACGCUAAUGAGAUUGUUUUAGCUGCACAAGACGACACAUGUAGGUCGAGUGACAUUUAAAAUCACAUUUUCCAACUUUUAAUCCCAAAUCUGAGAUGAGGACCAGAGUACUUCUGAGGUUUUUCUUGUUCUUUUCCUCCACAGUGUUUACAGAGUGAGCUCUCACACCUUUUGACUCAUGUAAAAGUGCCAAUCUUGUGUUUCUCUCAGCUGGUUUCCUCUUAACUCUGCUGUCCAUAUAAUAAGUAUCACUUAGAUAUAAAGCACCACCUACAGCAAAUUUGAAAAAACAAAAAGCAUUAAAAAAAAGAAAUGAUACUUGUUACAUGGGAUCUUCUCCAUCAGUUUUGGUGAUUUUCUGAGACACUUUGAACUCCUGUGUUUUGAACCUUCUGGGUCUAUUGUGCUUCCCCUUUUUCUGUCAUGUGAACCGAUGUAACAACUACCGUAGACUGCAUGAUUAAAGUAAUUGCACUAGCCACUGCAUCUGUGCAGCAACUCCAACCAGAUGUUUUUUGCUUUCUGCUUUCUGACUACUGCAAACAUACAUACCUAUACCUACCUAUCUGCCAUCUCUGGAUGUUGUUUUGUGUUCUGUUCUCCUCACUUUAACAUUUUUACACAAACUGUAUGUUGAAAUUUGUCCUUUUUUUAAGAAGAUUAUCUGAAUGUACUUCCCUGUUGGCGAGACUCCCUCAGAUUAAUGUCAUGCUUUAUCUGUUAGUGAAAAAUUUUGUGGUAUUUCUUUCUAUUAAAUUGGAAGUGUGGUGCAAAAGCUGCCAUAAUUGACAAUCUGAGAAACAUGGAGGGAAAGAUGCUAAAAUGAGCAGUUAAAGUGCUGAUUUUGAGAAGUGAGAAAAACCUAAAACAGGAGUCUGACCCCAUGAUAAAGAUUUGAAAGGUCGACCUGCACUUUGCUCACUAAAUUUGUAAAAAUUCAGCAUUUUUUGGGGAGAUAAAGCGCUAUUUUUCUUUCAAAAAGCAGAGAAAAGUUCUUCCAUUUCUGUUCACUGUUUCAAUCUUUUUUUAAUUUUGCAUUCUCCUCCAGGCUUUGUGACGCAGGAAGCAGUUUGCGGCUGUGGUGCCUUGCAUCGACUUUAAAAAUCGCCAUGAAUCACAGAUGGCUAUUUAGUGGCCCUACAAUGCUGCACAUCACCAGCUUACAUUUCACUCUUUUUUGUUGUUGUUGUUUUUUUUGUGUUUCAAAGACCUUCAAUAGGAUCUUUAGCAGCAUCCAGCUUCGAGGUUUCCUUUGCACUUUGUUUUAGAGCACUAGACGUUUUGUGAAAAUAAAGGGGAAGAUGAUUUUCCCCUUCUACAUGAACCAUUAUGUGUAUGAUAAUGAAAGCGCCAAUAGCCUUACCAAAAUAAAAUAAUCUUCAAAGAUAUAAAUAUAUAUUUACUGUGUAGAAAUUGAACAUUAGAUUACUACUUCAAAUGGCGAUCUGCAAGGGUCAAGUCAAUAAAUGUUUAAAAAAAAGUGUUGUAAGAUUUGUAUGAAUAAAUUUUUGUAAACAACAAAAAAA
Molecule: messenger RNA, 5751 nt
Organism: Xyrichtys novacula (pearly razorfish)
Lineage: Eukaryota; Metazoa; Chordata; Actinopteri; Labriformes; Labridae
Source: the annotation of a GenBank genome assembly